AUGAGAGAAGAUUACCAAGGCAUGGACAACCGAUUUGGUGGUAGUGAUGGAGAGGAGGGGACAGAUCUGGUAAAUUUUGUGGAAGAAAUAAGAUUAGCCAAUGGCCUAGAUGUGAGAGUUUACACUUCACCGUUAGGAGCAAUUACUUUUUUACAGCAAGUGUUUGAAAAGGAGACGCCGACGGCAGUUGGAGGCAGGCCGCUGACUGCUGCACCGGGGGAGGGGGAGGAGGCACCCACGUGCUUGGCAGCCCCCCUCCCCCCACCGGUCCCCAGGAGGAGACUCCGAGGGGACCGAGGGGACCUCGCUCACCUGAGCAGCUGCUGGGGCUCCGGCCAAACCAACAUUUAUUUCGUCUGGAUUUCAAGAUUGGAGACAUGCAUUGUGUGGUUUUACAUCACACGAAAAAUCCGCCUGUCACAAGGAAGCGGUAAUGAAGUAUGCUUUUCUGCAAUCACAGAAAAAUUCCCAGAACCUCAAUCAACUGAAAAAAUCCAUCAUUUGAUACUUCCCAGUGAAGAAAUUGACCCAGAGUCUUUAUGGUAUGGGAAACUUCAGAACAUGAAUGAAGACUACAUCUAUUUCUUUAAUAAUAUAAAUCCACAUGCUAGAGGUUUACUUCUCAUAAGGAGGGUGACAUUUGAGACUGUUGCUCAAGUGCUAGAGAGUGCUGGAGUAUCCCAGCAGGACAUCCAGAUUGCUGCCAUAGUUGGUGACAAAAGAUUUGUUAAUUUGUGGAUGAAUUCAUCAAAUUCUGGAGAGCUAGGCGGGCUUAAGAAGAAGGGUGGGGACUCAAAGAGACAAAAGAUUCCCACCUUGUGCCAAAGCUAUAAAAGGGGGUGGAGCAGAACAAAAGGGGCUGCAAGUCAAGAGAAAACCCCUAUAGAAGAAGCAGAGGAAAUGCAGAUGGCUCAAUCACCUGAGGAGCAGUAA
This is a messenger RNA of Chelonia mydas (Green sea turtle), 933 nucleotides long. RefSeq lists its product as uncharacterized. The record is from RefSeq and is a predicted model, not a curated record. NCBI's taxonomy places the organism in Eukaryota, Metazoa, Chordata, Testudines, Cheloniidae. The transcript is spliced from 8 exons. Bases 1 to 933 code for a protein of 310 amino acids.